UGGAGACGCUGUGGGCGGGCGCCGACCGGUGCCGCGCAGGCGGAAGUGCCGUGGCCGGGCGGCCUUGGAGGUAAAGGCGGGGGAAGCGGGGGUCGCGGGGGGACACGAGGGAGCCCCCGCGCCGCCUCCUGUGUCCUCGGCCGUGCCGGGACAGCCUCACCAGCCUCUGUUGCAGGAGCCCCCGGACGGCGAGAUCCCAGAAUUAGAGAAAGAAAUUGAAGAAUUUAAGUCAAAGCCUAUUGGAGGUUCUGAUGAUAUUAUUAAGGUCCUGACUGAACGUCUGGAUGCUAUUCUUCUGGAAAAAGCAGAGACUGAGCAGCAGUGUCUUUCUCUGAAGAAGGAAAAUACUAUAAUGAAGAAAGAGGCUGAGGAUUCUGUAAUUAAGAUGGAAGAUUUGCACAAGGAAUUUGAACAAUCAAAAAAAAACUAUGUGAAAGAAAUGGAGAAUUUGAAAAAGGCGGAAUAUACUAGACACAGUGAAGAUAAAGCUCGCUUGCAAAAGGAACUGGAAGAAGCAACAAAGAAACAACUAGAGCUUUCAGAACAACUAAAAUUUCAGAAUGACUCUGAAGAUAAUGUUAAAAGGCUACAAGAAGAGAUUGAGAAAAUUAGACCAAUCUUUGAGAUGCAAAUUUUAAAUCUGCAAAAGCAAUUAGAAGCUGCCACAGAUGAAAAGGAGCAAGAAAUUACUCAUCUCCAAGAAGUCAUUGAAGCUAAUUCUCAGCAUUACCAAAAAGAUAAUAAUAUUUUGCAAGAAGAACUUUUACAGUUGAAGGCUAUGCACCAAAAAGAACUGAAAAAAUUGAUGUGUCAGAACCAAAUAUCUGCUAAAGAACACAAAGCAGAAGUCGAUAAUGUAGACCAUUUGGUCAAAUAACACAAGGAUAGUGAGAAGAACAUUCAGGAUCAAAAUGAAUGUGAAUUAGAAAACUUAGGGAAUGCCUCAAAUGCAGAUAAUCAAGUGGGUUAUUUACUCUUACAGGAUGAUGAACAAGAUGUAAAUAAAAAGAUCAAACUCUUAGGAGACACUUUAAAAGAACUGGAGUCUCAACAUAGUAUUUUAAAAGAUGAGUUAACUUACAUGAAUAAUCUUAAAUUAAAAUUUGAAAUUGAUGCCCAACAAAUAAGGGAUGAAUUUUUUCGUGAACGGGAAGAUUUGGAGUUUAAAAUUAAUGAGUUAUUGCUAGCCAAAGAAGAACAUGGCUGUGUAAUUGAACUGUUAAAAUCUCAGCUAGAGGAUUCAAAUAAGCAGCUUUGCCAUAUUGUAGAGCAACAUAACAAAGAAGUACAGCAUCUUAGGGAAGAGCAUAAAAAAGAAAUGUCAGAACUAAAUGAGACAUUUUUAUCAGAUUCAGAAAAGGAAAAGUUAGCAUUUAUGUUUGAAAUACGAGGUCUUAAGGAACAGUAUGAAAAUCUACAACAAGAGAAGCAAGAAGCAAUUUUAAAUUAUGAGAGUUUGCGAGAGAUUAUGGAAAUUUUACAAACAGAACUGGGGGAAUCUGCUGGAAAAAUAAGUCAAGAGUUUGAAUCCAUGAAGCAGCAGCAAGCAUCUGAUGUUAGUGAACUUCAACAAAAACUCAGAACUGCUUUUAAUGAGAAAGAUGCUCUUGUUGAAACGGUGAACCGUCUCCAGAGAGAAAAUGAAAAGUUAUCACAGCAGGAAGUUGUGCCAGAAUUUGAAAGUAUCAUAAAGAACCUUCAGGAAAAGAAUAAACUAUAUUUAGUUAGUCUCAGUCAAAGAGAUAUCAUAUUAAAAGAAUUUGAAGCAAAGAUAAGUUCUCUUACAGAGGAAAAAGAUGAUUUCACAAGUAAAAUGGGAAGCUCUCUUGAAAAAAUAGAUGACCUUCAUAAAAAAUGUGAAAGGGAAAAAAGAUUGAAUAUAGGGGAGAAGAUGGAGCAAACAACUCAAUACAACAGUGAACUAGAAAAAAAAGUAAAUGAAUUAAUGGCAAGGCAAGAAGAAACUUCAAAAGAUAAGGAUCAAAGUAACAAGAAAGUAGAAGAGCUUAUAAUUCAGUUAGAAAUACUCUCUGAAGACCAGGCAGCACUGUCAUCUGAAAUGAAAUCUCUUUAUGAGGAAAACAGUAGGUUGACUUUAGAAAAGAAACAACUGAGUAAGGAUUUGGAAGCCUUCCUCAAAAAGAGUGAUGCUAUGCUUAAGGAACAAAUUUCUGAAUUAGAAAAGAAACUUAUAUUAACAAUUGGAGAACGAAAUAAUUUAAAUAAAUGUUUUGAAAAUGAGCAAGUUCAGAAAUUAUUGAUCAAAACCCAGUUGGAUGAAUUCCUAAAACAAAUGAAAUUAAAGGUUUCAGAAGACAAUAAGGAGCAAGAUGUUGCAAGUGUCCUGAAAGCUAUAGGUGAAUCCUUCACUAAAAUAAGUGAGGAAAAACAUAAUUUGGCUUCUCAAUAUGAUAAAAGAAUAAUAGAAUUAGAGGAAAAGAUUAAUUGCCUUCAAGAAGAAAACAUAGUUCAGUGUGAGGAACUUAGAUCUUCGUUGAGAGACUCUGAGCAAGAGAAAGUACUCUUAAGGAAAGAAUUGAAAGAAAUCCUGUCAGGACAAGAGGUCCUACAGUUUAGUCUGUUGGAAAUGAAGAAUGCUAAUGAAGAAAGGCUUGAAAAUCAAGUUGUUUUACUUCAAAUUGAAGAUAUGUCUCAAAAAUUAUAUAGGACAAAUGAAGUGAAUGAAAAAGAAAAAUCUUUAACGUAUGAAUAUGAAAACCUAAAGUCAUUAUUAGAACAAAAAGAGAAUGAAUUGCAGGAUGUGAGAGCAGAGUUGAUACUAUUAAAGGAUCCCAUACAGAAAUCACCUGUAGAAAAUGAUCAGCCUUCUUCAGUAAAAGAACUGGAAGAAAGAAUAGGAUGUCUGGAAAAAGAAACUAGAGAGAAAGAGGAGAAAAUUAAGAUUAAACUGGUAGCUGUGAAGGCAAAAAAAGAACUAGAUUCUAGCAGAAAAGAGGCCCAGUUGCUACGGGAAGAACUUGAAUCUGUUAGAUCAGAAAAGGAUCAGUUGUCUUCAUCCAUGAGAGAACUCAUUCAAGGAGCAGAAAACUAUAAGAAUCUCCUAUUAGAAUAUGAUAAACAAUCUGAACAGUUGGAUGUGGAAAAAGAACGUGCUAAUAAUUUUGAAUGUUGUAUAGAAGACCUUACACGACAGUUAAAGAAUUUGACUUUUCAGUGUGAAAAAUUAAAUUCUGAUAAUGAAGAUCUCCUCGCUCGUAUUGAGACUUUACAGUCUAAUUCCAAGUUACUAGAAAUACAGAUUUUAGAAGUUCAAAGAGCCAAAUCAAUGGUGGACAUAGAGUUAGAAGCUGAAAGACUUCAGAAAGAGCAGAAAAUAAAGGAGCAUGCCAGUUCUAUAAGUGAACUUGGAGAACUUCAGCUCCAGCUUCAAAACGAAAAGAAACAGCUUCAGAAAACCUUGCAAGAAUUAGAGCUUGUUAGAAAGGAUGCCCAGCAAACCACAUUGAUGAAUAUGGAAAUAGCUGAUUAUGAACGUUUGAUGAAAGAACUAAAUCAAAAGUUAAUUAAUAAAAACAGCAAGAUAGAAGAUUUGGAACAAGAAAUAAAGAUUCAAAAACAAAAACAGGAAACCCUGCAAGAAGAAAUGACUUCACUGCAGUGUCCUGUGCAACAGUAUGGAAAAAAUGCCAAAGUCAAGCAGUUGCUUGUGAAAAUCAAAAAAGAACUGGCAGAUUCAAAGCAAGCUGAAACUGAUCACUUGAUACUUCAAGCAUCUUUAAAGAAUGAACUGGAGGCAAGCCAACAGCAAGUAAAAGUCUAUAAAAUUCAAUUGGCUGAAAUAACAUCAGAGAAACAUAAAAUUCACGAGCAUCUCAAGACUUCUGCAGAUCAGCACCAACAGACACUGAGUACAUACCAGCAGAAAGUAACAAGUCUUCAGGAAGAGUGCCAUGCGGCCAAGGCAGAACAAGUUGCUAUAACCUCUGAGUUUGAGAGCUACAAAGUUCGAGUUCAUAAUGUUCUAAAACAACAGAAAAUUAAAUCUGUGUCUCAGGGUGAGACUGAGGAAGCCAAACAAGAAAGAGAACACUUGGAAAUGGUGAUUGACCAACUAAAAAUCAAAUUACAAGACACCCAAAAUAACUUACAAAUCAGUUUAUCUGAACUUCAAACUUUACAGUCGGAACAUGAUACUCUGCUUGAAAGACAUAACAAGAUGCUACAAGAAACUGUGUCCAAAGAGGCAGAACUUCUGGAAAAGUUGUGUUCAAUACAGUCCGAGAAUAUGGUUUUGAAGUCUGAUCAUGCGCAGACUGUGAGCCAGCUGACGUCCCAAAAUGAGGUCCUGCGCAGCGCUUCCGGGAGCAGGUGCGCUGCCGGCAGGAAGACCAUGGAAACGCUGCAGCAGCAGCUCAGCAAGGUGGAAGCUCAGCUCUAGCUGAAGAGUGAACCCGCCACAAGAAGCCCAGCUUCUUCUCACCAACCUUUGAAGAAUCUUCUGGAAAGGAGGAACACAGACCUUCCCCUUCUGGACAUGCACACCCUAACCCGGGAAGAGGGCGAAGGGAUGGAGAUGACAGAUAAUGAGUCUGUGUCUUCCACUGGCACACACACACAGUCAUUAGAGCAGCUGCUUCAUUCUCCAGAAACUAAACUCGAGCCUCCUUUAUGGCAUGCUGAAUUUACCAAAGAGGAGUUGGUUCAAAAGCUUAGUUCAACCACAAAAAGUGCUGAUCACUUAAACAGCCUGCUUCGGGAAACGGAAGCUACCAAUGCAAUCCUCAUGGAGCAGAUUAAGCUUCUCAAAAGUGAAAGAAGAUUAGAAAGAAAUUAAGAACAUGAGAAGUCUGUCGCUAACCUGGAAUACUUGAAGAAUCUCCUACUACAGUUUAUUUUCCUAAAACCUGGGGGAGAGAGAGAGAGAGGACUCCUUCCUGUUAUAGAUACAAUGUUGCAGCUCAGCCCAGAAGACAAGGGAAAACUUGUUGCAAUACCUGAAGGAGAAGAAGAAAAUGCUUCUCGUUCCUCUGGAUGGACAUCCUAUUUGCAUAGCUGGUCUGGACUUCGAUAGAUUUAUGAAAAGAACAUUAUUUAUUAAACUAAAUAUAACCCAGUUGGUGAAAAGGUGGUUCGUAUCUAUGGCUGUCACUCUUUUUUCAAAAAGUAUAUAUACUCACAUCUGUACACACAUACAUAUAUAUGUACAUACAUGUAUUUGAACAUACAUAUGUCAGGUAUAUUGAAAGUUUCCAGUUGAAGUAAAAGUUAGCCAGAAGUGUUGGUCCAGUCCUUUUUCUCAUCUCCCAAAUAUGCUGCUAGAAGUGAAAAAUACCAAGAAUUAAUUCACUCCCUCCCCUGGAAUCUCAGGACCCAUCUCAGUGAAACAUAAAUUUUAAGUUAAAUUAAAUUUUUGGCACUACACCAAUCAAAAAAUCAUACUUUAAAAUAACAUCACAAGACUGUUGAAAGGCAAGACAUGCAGUUACAUUGUUAUAAAUUGUUAAUAUUUUGUUAGAGUAUAAAGGAAAAUUACUGUACAGUUAUUUUAUUAAGGUACUAUAAGUAUGGCACAGUUAUUUGAAACUAAGUUAAAGUAUAACUUUGGUGAGUUUUGGGGCCACACCUGGCAGCUGCUUGAGGUUAUUCCAUGCUCUGUGCUCAGGGAUCACUCCAAGCUACUUCCGGUGUGUGUAGGGUGGGGAGGAGGCCAGGGUCAGCCACAUGCAAGGCAAGUGUCCUACCCUCUAUGAUCUCUCUGGCCCCGUAACUUAGUUUAAUUUUCAGUGAGCUCUUAGAGUAUUUCAAAACUCAGUUUUAGAAGACCUGUUAAUUGCCUUGUGAACUGAUAGGACUAUUUUAUUGCCUGGGGUAAUUUCAUGAGUUCCUUUUAGACUUGUGUGUGUAGUGCCAAGAUGACAUGCAGGGCCUCGUGAUGUGAAGCAUUUUCUAGCCACUGGUCUUCGUCUCUUAAGCCGCCUUGGCUACCUCUGAGCCUGAGUCUGUUUUGAGAAUUCUCUCCUAAUAAAAAUCUACAGAUUCUUACUCAGCAGUAUAUCUCAGUAGGAAACUGGUGCUUCCCAUCAGAAGAAAUUCUAGAGUAGCACCUUUAGAUAUCAGUGCUGAAUGCUAACUGUUCUUAGGAGUAACUCAAGACGGUGGUAUUGAAAGCCUAUAAUUUAACUGACUAGAUAAAAAAUGUGUACUUUAAAUCAUAAAUUUGAUGACUAUUUUCAAUUUUUUUUUUAAAUUCACAUACACUCUAUGUACUUUGAAGUUCUCUUCCAAAUCUUCCCACUUAAUUCUAGUUUUCAGACUCAGCUGGUAAACCAAUGCUAGUAUAUUAAUCAGAACAUCAGUUUUUAGUUUAGUUUUAUUUAAUUUGCUGCUGAUGAAUCUUGUUGUUCUUUUAAAAAUAGCUCCUACAUCUUUCUUCUUGUUUUAAAAGAUGACACAUAACUUGUGAAUUUAUUAAUAAAUAUGGAUCUAUUAGAGAUCUAUUUUGUUUAGCAUUUUUUGUUUAGCUUUUUCACUUACAUAAACUGAAUAUGAGUGUAUCUGUAAAAUACAUUGUAAGUAAUAGUAUUUUAAAAGUCAUUUUUCUCAUUAUGCCAUUUUAGUGUGUAUAAACUUGUCUUGAAAAAAUAUUUUCUAAUGGAUAUAAUAAUGAAAAUAUUUUUGCAUGUUAAAUUAUGAUAUGAAUAUUAUUUCUUGGUUCCAGUAAUGAGGGAAGAUAAUUAUUUUAAUAUUUUGAUUAAGUUAUUAAGUGUACAUUACAUUUUUAUGCCUGCUCUUUCUGUUAGCCACUCUUUGGAAUUGAAAUUGGUUUAUGUUUAAAUUUCACAUUUCGGGGCUAUGGUGCCACCAACAGGUCAACCUGUACCUGCAGGGCGAGUACAUCAACAUUCUGAUGGUGCCUUAAAAUUGCCACUGUGCCUUUGGCCAGACCCCAACAACUUGGGACCAAGUUUACCAAGAAAUUAAACCACCAGAAGCUAGGUAUUUGGGAGCCACACCCACAAACCACCUUCAGCUCAGCUGUACAAGCUCAUUUAUUGGCCUUAUUUCAGAAACCUAUAGAUAAAUCUCGAAAGAGAUCAAAAGCUGUAGUUAAGCUCAGACCAGCGCAUGACUGAACAGACUGGAAUAAAUCGGAUGAGGGUGGGUUGGCCUGGUGGUCCGCCCAAGCAGAGCCCCCAGCAGCCACUUGCUUCCACAAUCCAAAACUGCCAUAUCCCCGGCCUGAUUUCACAAUCUCAGGAUGGACCUCACCAAGAUAUAAUCUGCUGAAAAUUCUGGUAUGCAGGUUUUGUGACUGAAAUCUCCAGGCUUUCUCAGAGUUGGGGUGGGCUACCUCCCCCCACUUCCCAAUACACAUGGAAGCACUGGCAGUCACCCCCACGAACCAACUCCAGUGCCACUCUGUAAGCUCGUAGUCUCCCCACUACUCUAGAUGGAUUCCCGGUGACCAGGAGCUUCCACAAGCAAGGCCUCACUCCCCGGUAUGCAGGUUCCAGGACUAAAUCUCCAGGCCGCAUGGCAGCAGAGAACCCGCGCUGUCCCUUCCUGGGUUCCUGCCUGCCCAACCGACCAGCUGUCAUGCCCACAAUUUGCCUCCUUGCUCCAUCUUAGCACACCAACAGCCCUGACCCAGAGACUGCCAAUUGAAUCCCAAAAUGGAUUAGUGCCAUACGGAGAUGUCUCUGGAACCCAACAAUUUACCAUCUAGAAAUUUACAUUUACAAUCGUGGCUGUGUAAGCUCUCAUGAUAUUCAAAAUGAACAAUGGAAAAUAAAUUAUCUAGCGUCUGUCCCUGGCAUGUAGGUUUGUCUGGUGGUGGGAAAAUUCAAGCAAAACAUAG
Molecule: messenger RNA, 7819 nt
Organism: Sorex araneus (European shrew)
Lineage: Eukaryota; Metazoa; Chordata; Mammalia; Eulipotyphla; Soricidae
Gene: GCC2
Product: GRIP and coiled-coil domain containing 2
Biological process (GO): late endosome to Golgi transport
Cellular component (GO): Golgi apparatus
Source: RefSeq, a predicted model, not a curated record